Macadamia integrifolia is the source of this 750-nucleotide messenger RNA. Its product is annotated as fatty acid amide hydrolase-like. The record is from RefSeq and is a predicted model, not a curated record. Lineage: Eukaryota; Viridiplantae; Streptophyta; Magnoliopsida; Proteales; Proteaceae. The transcript has 5 exons. Bases 181 to 474 code for a protein of 97 amino acids.
AAUACCCUUAUUUUUCUUUAUUACACUUUUUGUCAUUAUAUUUUAUUUUUAUCAAAUCAUGGGUACCUUUUAUUAAAUCAAUUUAAAUUUCUUUACUCAAGUAUUUACUCCCACCAAAACAAUCGUCUCCUUCCUCGAAUCAGCUCUGUUACUUUCUUCCCCUGUUUUCAUAUUGAAAGGAUGGGCAAGAAGCGAGUGAUGUUGCCGGUGGAGGAAGUUGAUUUGACGGCAGUCAAGUAUGAACACGAAGCCAUACAAGGGGGUGUUUUUUCAAGGAUGGGCAACAAGCGAGUGAUGUUGCCGGUGGAGGAAGUUGAUUUGAUGGCAGUCAAGUAUGAAUACAAAGCCAUACAAGCUCCUCAUUUAACAGGGUUUGCAUUGAAGUUCUUCGUUUGGUUGCUUGAAGCUCCACUUGUAGGGUCCUUAAUCCUGUGUUUAUUGAAGAAGCAUAACAGAAUGAUUGAGGAAUUGUAGUGGACUGUGAUACCAGAAAAACCCAUGUUUAAACCUGAGUUCCCACCUCAAGGUUUUUCUUGUUCCUACAUUCGUGAUUCAUUUUUAUUUUUUAAAUUUAUAUUUUAUAUUGUUCAAUGACCUCAUCCCUGUACCAAUGCUGCUGAACACCAUACAACUUAUUGAAUGAAGUCUGAGGCUGAGCAUCAUUGGAAUUAUAGGCUUUUACUUCCACAACCCAUUCCCAUGAUGACCAGAACUGAUAUCUUCUCCUAAUCGAUAAAUGUUUCAAUGCCC